AUGGCGCCAACUACCGUUCUUAUUACAGGUGCAAAUAGGGGCAUCGGAGCAGCUCUUGUGUCUCUCUACUUGGCCAGGCCUAGCACAAUUGUCAUUGCAACCGUUCGAGAGAUCAACGAAGCCAAUAAAUCUAAACUGCAUUCCCUUAACCAAGCCAAAGGAUCACGCUUGAUACUGGUUCCUUUUAAUCUAGAUCUCCCUUCCAGCGCCGCAGACGACAUCUUCCAUCUGCAAGAUAGAUACGGCGUCCCGUCUCUUGAUAUAGUCAUAGCCAACGCUGGCAUUUGCAAUACCUGGAGUCCAGUCGACAAGUUGUCCGAUAAUGAGGUACUCAUCCAUUUCCAAGUCAAUGCUCUUGGUCUUUUACGGCUGUUCAAAGCCGUUUUGCCACUUCUGCAAGCAGCCCAGCAGCCCAAGAUAGCAUAUAUGUCUACCAUGUUAGCCAGCAUACAAGAUAUUCCACAUGACCCGUCUCUUACCGCCGCGUAUGGAAUGUCGAAAGUUGCCGGGAAUUAUUUGAUUGAGAAGAUAAAUGCAGAAUUUGACGAUAUAACUGCGUUUCCAAUCAGCCCGGGAUUCGUGAAAACAGAUAUGGGAAAUCGCGGAGCAAAGUUAGUUGGGCUCGAACAAGCUACGAUGUCAGUGAACGAAAGCGCUUCACAGAUCAUUGACCAAAUCGAAAAGGCUUCCAAGACAAAUACCAACGGCAGAUUCAUUAAUUACAACGGCGAGACGUUACCAUGGUAA
Molecule: messenger RNA, 747 nt
Organism: Trichoderma atroviride IMI 206040
Lineage: Eukaryota; Fungi; Ascomycota; Sordariomycetes; Hypocreales; Hypocreaceae
Source: RefSeq, a predicted model, not a curated record